Messenger RNA from Colletotrichum fioriniae, 1197 nucleotides. RefSeq lists its product as uncharacterized. Gene Ontology annotation, molecular function: 2-oxoglutarate-dependent dioxygenase activity. NCBI's taxonomy places the organism in Eukaryota, Fungi, Ascomycota, Sordariomycetes, Glomerellales, Glomerellaceae. The record is from RefSeq and is a predicted model, not a curated record.
AUGUCUUUCACGUCCAUUCCGAUCCUCGACCUCGCCUUGGCGCGGGAUCCCGAGACGAAACCGCAGUUUCUCAUCGAUUUGCGCCAUGCACUCAUGGAAGUCGGGUUUCUGUACCUCAAGAACGUCGGUAUCCCCGACGAGCUGUUCAAGAGGGUAAUCAAAGAAGGCAAGGGCUUCUUUGAUAUACCCACCGAGGAAAAACUAAAAAUCGAGAUGAAGAACGCCAAAUCCUUCCUCGGCUACUCCCAACUCUCAGCAGAAAUCACAGCAGGCAAGAUAGACCACCGCGAACAAAUCGACCUCUCGACAGAACACCCGCUGCCAGGACCAAACGACCCGCUCUACUACAACCUCCUCGCCCCAAACCAGUGGCCUUCUGAAUCCGUCCUCCCCGGCUUCCGCGCCACUUUCACAGAGUACAUGGACCGCAUGGGUCAAGUCUCCAUCGCCUUCACCUCCCUCAUCGCCGAGGCCAUCAAGCUACCACCCAAUGCCUUCAACAAGUAUUUUGACGCCAACCAGCAGCACAAGCUCAAAAUCGUAAAGUACCCAGACCUCCAGGAACUCGGCAUCACGGAUCCCAAGAUCCAGGGGCAGGGUGUCGGUCCGCACAAGGAUAGCAUGCUGAGCAGCUACCUCUUGCAAGCGAGCCACCACCGCGGCCUGCAGGUCCAAAACGUCCGCGGGGAAUGGAUUGAUGCGCCGCCCGUCGAGGGCACGCUGGUCGUGGCUAUCGGGCAAGGACUUGAGGCGCUGACGCAGGGCGUCUGCGUGUCGACGACGCACCGCGUGCUCAGCCCGCCCGCCGGCGAGGGCGCGCGGUUCUCGAUCCCGUUUUUCCAGGGCGUGAGAGGGGACGCCGAUUUCGAGGACCUCGAGACCGUCGGAGUCGGGCGGGUACCCGAGGAUAUCCGGGAGCAGAGGCGGCUUGUGCUGGAGAGGAACGGGGGAACGAGGCUUGAUGAUGUCGAGUUUACGUUCCGGAAGGGCGGGGUCGCUAAGACGCUUGGGGAGGCGACUUUGAGGAAUCGGGUCAAGAGUCAUCCGGACGUGGGGGAGAGGUGGUAUCCGGAUAUUCUGGCUGCUAUUCGCGAGGAGCAAGCUAGAGCUGCUGCUGCUGCUGAUGGUGCUGGUGGCGUGGAGAAGGAUGUGAAGGGUGUUCCGGAGGUUUCAUCGGUCCCUGUCCCGGCGCAUUGA